CCGGCUCUCCCUGACCCUCCGCCGGCUUCCCUGUCUCCGGCUCCUUCGCCGGCUCUCCCACAGGGUUCUGACCCUCCGCCGGCUCCCCCGGCUCCUGCUCCUCCACCGGCUCCUAUUCCCCCGCCGGCUCCCCCGUCUCCUGCUCCUCCGCCGGCUCCUGCUCCCCCGCCGGCCGUCAACCCUCCGCCGGCUCCCCCGGCUCCUGCUCCUCCGCCGGCUGCCGACCUGCUGCCGGCUCCUAUUCCUCCGCCGGCUCCCCUGUCUCCUAUGCCUCCGCCGGCUCCCCCGGCUCCUACUCCUCCGCCGGCUCUUCCGCCGGCUCCGGACCCUCCGCCGGCUCCCCCGGCUCCUGCUCCUCCGCCGGCUGCCGACCUGCCGCCGGCUCCUAUUCCUCCGCCGGCUCCCCCGUCUCCUAUUCCUCUGCCGGCUCCUAUUCCUCCGCCGGCUCCCCCGGCUCCUACUCCUCCGCCGGCUCUCCCGCCGGCUCCGGACCCUCCGCCGGCUUCCCCGGCUCCUGCUCCUCCACCGGCUCCUAUUCCCCCGCCGGCUCCCCCGUCUCCUAUUCCUCUGCCUGCUCCUAUUCCUCCGCCAGCUCCCCCGGCUCCUACUCCUCCGCCGGCUCUUCCGCCGGCUCCGGACCCUCCGCCGGCUCUUCCGCCGACUCUUCCGCCGGCUCCGGACCCACCGCCGGCCCUUCUGCCGGCUCCUCCGGCUCCUGCUCCUCCACCGGCUCCUGCUCCUCCGCCGGCUCCUACUCCUCCGCCGGCUCUUCCGCCGGCUCCUGACCCUCCACCGGUUUCCCCGUCUCCUAUUCCUCCGCCGGCUCCCCCGGCUCCUACUCCUCCGCCGGCUCUUCCGCCGGCUCCGGACCCUCCGCCGGCUCCCCCGGCUCCUGCUCCUCCACCGGCUCCUAUUCCCCCGCCGGCUCCCCCGUCUCCUGCUCCUCCGCCGGCUCCUACUCCUCCGCCGGCUCUUCCGCCGGCUCCUGACCCUCCGCCGGUUUCCCCAUCUCCUGCUCCUCCGCCGGCUCUUCCGCCGGCUCUGGACCCUCCGCCGCCUCCCCCGGCUCCUGCUCCUCCGCCGGCUCCUAUUCCCCCGCCGGCUCCCCCGUCUCCUACUCCUCCGCCGGCUCUCCCGCCGGCUCCGGACCCUCCGCCGGCUCUCCCGCCGGCUCCGGACCCUCCGCCGGCUCCUACUCCUCCGCCGGCUCUUCCGCCGGCUCCUGACCCUCCGCCGGUUUCCCCAUCUCCUAAAGCAAUGGGGCUGGGAGAGGACCGGCCCCACGCCAACCUCGGAUGCGUCGACCUCCACCGUGAAGAGAAGAAGGGAAGUUUGGGACUGGCCAUGACGGUGUCCCACCUUGAGCUCCUCCAUCUUGGCACGAACGUGGGCCACCUGCUCCAGGUAGGUUGA
This is a messenger RNA of Esox lucius (northern pike), 1413 nucleotides long. RefSeq names its product basic proline-rich protein-like. The annotation marks the transcript as partial. NCBI's taxonomy places the organism in Eukaryota, Metazoa, Chordata, Actinopteri, Esociformes, Esocidae. The record is from RefSeq and is a predicted model, not a curated record. The transcript has 3 exons.